AUGGGGCCUACUGGAGGCAGUGAUCUUUCGAUUAGAAAAGGCGAGAAAAAAUUGUGGAGUAGUGGGCCUUGGCAAGGAGAGACUUUCCUGUCACUUGACCUGAAAAUUCCCUACAACUUUACGUACCUUGCACGCGAUGGAGAUGUAUAUGCGACAUAUUAUAAUAAGUCUGUGCUAUCUAGAAUUCUGAUUGAUCAUCGCGGCAGAAUGGAGCUGUUUCAGUGGCUGGAGGUCAGGCAGGCCUGGGAUCUGCUAAUGGUGAAGCUGUAUUCCUGUGGAGCAUAUGCCAUGUGUGGGCCCAAUACAAUGUGUAAUACCAAUCACUCACCAGCGUGUAGGUGUUUGAGUGGGUUCAAACCACGAGUUGAGGUAGACUGGGAUUCGUCUGAUUUUUCUAAUGGAUGUGUUAGAAUAAGGCAAUGGCAUUGCACUGACAAAGUAGGAUAUAUCAAGGUAACCACCAUAAGAUUACCUGAAAGCCAAGAAUCUAUGGAGUUACCGGAUAAUAUAUGCGAGUUUCAAUGCUCAAAAAAUUGCUCAUGCACUGCCUAUGCAUACGGAAGUGGAGGUAGAUGUAUAUUACUUAAUCGAUUGGAUACAUAUGAAACAACAGUGCAGACAAUGCCGCCAUACUUCAUCAAGAAACGCAGCAAACACCAUAAAUGA
Salvia hispanica is the source of this 666-nucleotide messenger RNA. Its product is annotated as G-type lectin S-receptor-like serine/threonine-protein kinase At4g27290. Lineage: Eukaryota; Viridiplantae; Streptophyta; Magnoliopsida; Lamiales; Lamiaceae. The record is from RefSeq and is a predicted model, not a curated record. Gene Ontology annotation, biological process: recognition of pollen.